AUGUUUGAGCAACAGCGACACGUGGACCAGCAGGAAAUCCCCGAGUCAUGUCGGCGGUUGCGAACUUUCAGCACAAUGGAGUUAUCUAAUGAGAGAAAUGACUCUGUCACGGUUGCGUACUGUGGAGGACCAAUAAACGCUAUUCGAGUAGCUCCGAAUGCAAUGCCAAGUGGUGAAGAAGUCGUGACUGUCGUCACGUAUCCUUGCGAGACAACUUUGGUAGGGAAGGAUAUGAGGAGAGCAGACACUCUCGUUCAGUUUUGGUUGCAUAGCAGUAAUGAGCAAGGCUCAAACAGUAUCGUACCAUGGUUUAUAUUAAAAUCCAACUACGGUCUCGCGUUCGACGUAUGCUGGUUGGAUAGGCCGCGAUUGUCUCCUGACGACACAUUGUUAGGCUAUUUUGCAGUGAGUACUGCGCAAGGCGUAGUGCUUAUCUAUAGGAUAGAUACAAACACUGUCCCAUCAAAGUCUUCCCGUUCGCAAGGUGUUCCAGUAGUCAGCCCAGAACCUGGCCUUAUCCUAAGGCAGCCGAAGAAUGUAUUCCUGGAUAAACCUGAAGAUGAGAAUUCCGAGCAGCCGUUCUCUCCACCCGUAUUUGCUCUCACAUGGAGCGCAAAGUGCAGUGCACAAUAUAUUGUUGGUGUGAAUGCGGCAGGUGGUGCCGUCAUCUGGGAUCUACAACGUUCUAUUGAUACCCCGCAAGUUCUUCUCGAUUCUACAUGGUCAUCACCAGUGACAGCAGCUUCAUUCAUUGGCACAUAUGAUGUGGCUCUGGCAUUUCGUGAGCGCCUAGUUCGGGUAUACGAUGUCCGUUCGUACGAAUGCUCACUGGAGGAAAACGCCGUACGCACUGCAGGUGAAAUAAUAUUUUUAAAGUUCAGAUUGUAG
Cooperia oncophora is the source of this 888-nucleotide messenger RNA. The record is from the annotation of a GenBank genome assembly. NCBI's taxonomy places the organism in Eukaryota, Metazoa, Nematoda, Chromadorea, Rhabditida, Trichostrongylidae.